This is a messenger RNA of Solenopsis invicta (red fire ant), 5198 nucleotides long. RefSeq names its product bumetanide-sensitive sodium-(potassium)-chloride cotransporter (gene Ncc69). The coding region runs from base 1314 to 4460 and encodes 1048 amino acids. Gene Ontology annotation, molecular function: sodium:potassium:chloride symporter activity. The record is from RefSeq and is a predicted model, not a curated record. NCBI's taxonomy places the organism in Eukaryota, Metazoa, Arthropoda, Insecta, Hymenoptera, Formicidae. The transcript is spliced from 19 exons. Gene Ontology annotation, biological process: sodium ion transmembrane transport; chloride transmembrane transport; sodium ion homeostasis. Gene Ontology annotation, cellular component: membrane.
GGAGCUAUAUGCGCUUAUUUAACCCUACAGUCCUACAGCCUUGAAUAUUGUACAAUUUCACGCAAAUCAUGGAAGAUAUCAGGCAGGUAUCGUGGGCUGCAUCUACGUAGAUUGUGUAAAAGACUGAGUCACGUUUGCAUUACAAGAGCUACAUUCGCGAGAGGGGUGCGAUGCCGGCGCGAUUCAAUAUUGUACCGGCGCGGCGCGGCGACGGACGCGCGGACAGUGAUGGUGCGUUGGUGCGUUGGUGCGUUGGUGCGUGUGUGCCGGUCGCGGCGGCCAGCACGGCGCGGAGGCCGGUCCCUGCUUCACGCAUCGGAGCGCGUGCCUCGCUCGGCUCGAUGAGGUAAAGGGGAUUUCUGCAACGCUCUGGUCCGCCAGUACGAAUCGGGAUUUCGCGUGACUCGGACGUGGAACGGCGGACGGUCUUCCCCACGGUUCGCUCGGUGAGUGACACGAGCAGCACGUGCUCGCGACGUUUGGCCUGCACGCGCCACCCACAGAGCCGAUCGAUUCACACGCACGUAUACAUCGAUACACGCGCACAUACCCGUGUUCGGCACACGUGUUCGGUCAGUGCCGACCCUGCCCUGCCGGUGAUUGGUGCCGGUUGAAGAGAAAGAGAGACUGCGAGAGCUACCGGCGAAGGGCUAGCUGUCAAUCAGUGUCCCGUGUCCCGUUCUCACAACAGCACGAUGAUCGAGCUCUGGAGAAGUCCCCUGGCUGAAUAGACCGCGGAGAGGCCAACGUGCACGAGCGAAAGACAAAUAUACUCGGAUUGCGAGGUUAUGGGAAGCCGAGGAUCUGACGUUCGGGAGGAUCCCUCGUUUACGGGACUGCGAGUUUAGCGAAAAGGGAACGAAAGUCGAGGAAAGAAACGAGAAAUAUGCAAAGAGCAGAAUCGCUUCGAGGAAGGAUAUAACCUUCGAAUGUAGAAGCGAAAUCUGAAGAGCAUGGCGAAAGCCCGUAAAAUCUGCUUCGCGAAAUAGAGAGAACUCGUUCUUCAAAGGUGAAGUUCGAAGAAUCGAGCGAAAGGCCGCAGAGUCGUUCCCGCGUAGAACAUACAGGAUCGUUGAUUGUAGAGACAAAAAUUCAAGGUGACCGCUUUGGAUGUUAUCGGGUGACCGCCUUGGCGAAUCGAUAAAUUCCCGAAGAGGAAACCGGAGAGAAAUUAGAUUGCCGUUUGAUCGACCAUUGUAUACGCAGCCACUCGAUCCACGAGCCACCGAAUCGCGGUGCGGUAUUUAUAACAUAAAUCGCUGUGCGACCAGAAGGAAAGGUACAAGUACAAGAAGAGAAAGAGUGGCAGAGACAUGGCGCUCGAAAACGGGAUAAACGGCGGCGACACCGACUCGGAGUCGGUGGAACUGAAUCCUCUGAGGCGAACCAGAUUCCACGUGAAUCGGGUCGACAGUCUCGAAGGUCGGGCCAGUCUCCUGGGCGAGCAGGAGACCAAGAAGUCCUCCCUCAGAUACAUGACCAGGGAAGCCCUGCCCAGGCUAGACAAUUACAGGAACAUCAUGAGCAUCCAGGCGGCCCACAGACCCUCCUUGGACGAGUUACACAAUCCCACUCUCCUGAACAAGAGGUCGGGCUCGCAUACGUUAACUGUUCCACAACUGAAAGCCACGGCGCCAGGAGUGAAGUUCGGAUGGAUCCAAGGAGUGCUGAUGCGAUGUCUUCUCAACAUCUGGGGGGUGAUGCUCUUCCUGCGACUCUCCUGGGUCGUAGCGCAGACCGGAGUAGGCCAAGCUAUUUUGUUGAUUCUUACGACAACAGUAGUCACGACGAUUACGUCUUUGUCGAUGUCGGCGAUCAGUACGAAUGGUCUAAUCAAAGGAGGUGGGACUUAUUACAUGAUUUCCAGAUCAUUGGGACCUGAGUUUGGCGGAUCUAUAGGUCUUAUAUUUUCUCUGGCGAACGCUGUCGCUUGUUCUAUGUACGUAGUCGGAUUUUGCGAGAGUUUAGUGGAUUGUCUCCGCCCUUUUAAUGCCUGCAUGGUCGAUUGCGGAAUCAUGGAUAUCAGGAUUAUAGGUUGCAUAACGAUAGUUGUGCUACUGAUAAUUGUUAUAAUUGGUCUGGAAUGGGAGGCGAAAGCGCAAAUAUUUUUGCUGAUAAUUCUUCUCUUGGCUAUUGUCGAUUUCAUGAUUGGCUCCUUCGUGGGCCCCAAGAGCGACAAAGAGAGGGCUCAAGGAUUCAUUGGAUACAACGCUGCGCUAAUCAAGGAAAAUUUAUAUCCGAACUAUAGAUACAGCGAAGGCGUGCAUCAUAAUUUCUUUUCAGUUUUGGCCAUUUUCUUCCCAGCGGCAACGGGCAUCCUGGCUGGUGCGAAUAUAUCCGGUGACUUGAAGGAUCCGCAAACGGCAAUCCCGAAAGGCACUUUACUCGCAAUUCUCUUGACAUCAUUGUCAUAUCUACUCAUGGCAAUUAUGAUCGGUGGUUCCGUUAUGCGAGAUGCGACUGGCAACGUUACUGAUUUAUGGACGACAUACAACAAUUCACUUUCGGCCCUGUCAUUUCUCGACAUAGACAAUGCCACUAUGAUCGAAAAUAAUACAAUUAUCGAGAAUAUCAAUCGCACAUGGAGUGUAUACGGAACGGAUUUUAACUGUACUGCAGGGUGCAAAUAUGGCAGUCAUAACAGUUUUGAGGUGAUCCAAUUAGUUUCCGGCUUUGGACCCAUCAUCUACGCCGGUUGCUUUGCAGCAACAAUUUCAAGUGCCUUGGCAUCACUGGUCUCAGCGCCGAAAGUAUUUCAAGCACUCUGCCUCGAUAAGCUGUAUCCAGGAAUUGCGUGGUUUAGCGGAGAAAAAGAUAAGGAGCCGAUUCGUGGUUAUUUACUUACUUUCAUCAUCGCCGUUGCUUUUAUUUUGAUAGGUGAAUUAAACGCUAUCGCACCGUUGAUUUCGAACUUCUUUUUGGCUGCUUACACUCUUAUAAAUUUCAGUACGUUCCACGCUUCCUUAGCUAAGCCGAUCGGAUGGCGACCAACUUUCAAGUAUUACAACAUGUGGCUCAGUCUCGCUGGUGCUAUCCUUUGUGUUUCUGUGAUGUUCUUGAUCUCAUGGUGGACGGCUCUAAUAACAUUAUGCGUAGUCUUAGCGCUAUAUUUAGUAGUCUCGUAUAGAAAACCUGAUGUAAAUUGGGGUUCAACUACACAAGCCCAGACCUAUAAUAAUGCAUUAACUGCUGUACAACAAUUGGAUCGUGUUGAGGAGCACGUGAAAAAUUAUAGACCACAGCUUUUAGUUCUCACUGGCGCACCGAACACGAGAUCGUCUCUCGUCGAUUUCGCUCAUCAUAUUACUAAACAUCAGAGUUUAUUUAUUUGUGGUCAUAUCAUUGAGACACCCAUAUCGUACAAAACACGCAACAGCAUGGUGCAAAAUUAUUCUUCCUGGCUCAGAGCCAGUAAGAUUAAGGCAUUUUACUCGCUGGUGGACAGCUCGAAUUUCCAAGAAGGUGCUACUUCUCUUCUUCAAGCUGCCGGACUUGGGAAAAUGAGACCUAAUAUCUUGCUAAUGGGUUACAAGCAAGAUUGGACUACCUGUUCUCGGGAGAAUUUGAAUAUGUACUUCAACAUCAUGCACAAAGCUCUGGAUAUGCAUGUAGCAGUGGCGCUUCUUCGACUUCAGGAAGGUUUGGAUUGCAGUGCGACCAUCGGAGAUGCCGAAGAUCAAAAGAGACUCGCGCCUACUUCAAUACCGGGCAAUCAGAGUUUUUCGCAGCUUAGCCAAGCUAGUAGCACGUCUGAUAUAUCGAUCCCUGGUAGUCCCACGCCAAGACGUUCAAAAACGAUUAACGAAUAUCCCAAUCCAUCCGAGGAGCAGCGCGAGAAUAGACCAAAUAUAGUACCAAUCACGAAUAUACUUAACGUAGUAACAAAGUUUCAACGGAAACAUAAGAAAGGUACUAUCGAUGUAUGGUGGCUGUACGAUGAUGGUGGCCUUACGCUUUUAUUACCCUAUAUUAUCAGCACGAGGCGUAAUUGGUCUAACUGCAAAUUGAGAGUAUUCGCUCUUGCCAAUAAGAACUCUGAACUGGAGUAUGAGCAGAGAAGUAUGGCGAGUCUCCUGUCGAAAUUCCGGAUUGAUUAUUCUGCCCUGAAAGUCAUACCGGAUAUUUCGAAACCAGCGCAAACCGGUACAAAGACAUUCUUUGACUCAUUAAUAGCAGAUUUCCAGGAAUCAGCUGAUUCGAAAGAUUCCGAUGACGAUAUUAUUAAAGAUUCGGAACUUAUGGCGAUGAAAGAGAAAACCAAUAGACAUCUCCGUUUACGCGAAUUAUUACUUGAAAAUUCCAUGGAAGCCAAUUUAGUCGUUAUGACACUACCAAUGCCUCGGAAAGGUGCUGUAUCUGCGCCUCUUUACAUGGCGUGGUUGGAAACGCUAACACGCGAUAUGCCACCAUUUUUACUGGUCCGGGGUAAUCAUACGUCGGUUUUAACAUUUUAUUCAUAAUAUUGAUGUGAAACUGACGAGACGUUUUAUAUGCAAAAAUAUAAGACGUCACAGUGUGACGUGACAAUAGCGAUAUCGCAGUAUUACAAGCAAAAAGAAAGACUUAAUCAUCUGUGCAGAAAUAAAUUGAUUCGACCAUGGUAGAAUGAAACAAAUAGAACAGAAAUGAUACACAUAUAAUAGUGACAAGUUAAGGAUAAGUGUACGCCUUUAUCAUCAUGUGUGGGAAGAAUGUGUGAAUGAACCACUGUCGAAGUAUGUGCCUAUAAUAAGUAAUCUCUUGAAAACGUUCAGUCAUGUAAUGAGACUGUAUUAUUUUUUUAAAUGACUGGAAUAUUUCUCGAUUCCGAAAAAUCUCUUUGCGAGUCUCUCUUUGUGAGUGUAAAAGAUCACUUAUAUUUUAUAAGCACCUAAAGUAACAAUCGUAAUUUAUAGCAUCAUUUUAUCGUUUAUCAUGCAAUAUUUUUGUGCCUUAUCUUAAAAUAACACCGUGUUUUAUAGAAAUUUUUAAACAAAUUUUCUGAAAAAUUGGUAUUGGUGACUUAGAAAAUUGUAUCUUGUACAUUUAAAAAGACUAAUUAUUUUUUGUAAAAACUUUUAUAUUUCUAUAUAUAUAUAUAUAUAUAUAUAUAUGAACUUAUAAGUUUUUGACAAUAUCUUUGAAUAUAGAACACAAUUGUAAUAAAAUCUGUAAAUACUGCACAACUAAUUGCAUUAAAAGAUCUACUUAUUUUUAUA